AUGGUACGGCGAACGACGUUGGAUCAAAUUUGGGAAACUUUAGAUGACCCAAAUUCCAGCAACAAAGCAUGGUGGAUCUCCCAGUUUCAAAGCCUUUUGGUGUUGGCCACACUCAUCUUCGGCACCAUUCAAACCAGUGAGACGCCAAUUUUCACUCCCACCACCGUGGCCGUGGUGGAGACCUCCUUUGAUAGCUUUAGUCCAGAUGUUUUGACUUCAUUGUUUUUGUUUGCCUACCGUAUUUGUUGGUCAUUUCCCGUAUCCGAAUCCAAGGCCGACAUCGUCUGCGUCCUGGGGCUUCCACUGCGUGCCUCAGUGGGCUUCGUCUUUCAGCCUGUGCCACAGAAUAUGUAUGAAGAGUUUGUCCAGGUGACCUUGAUCUUCUUCCUGCCCAUCUUCAGGUUCUUGAAGCUCCUUCGCUACUUUGAGAUCACUCGUCUCUUGAUCGACGCCUGUAGCAAGGCGGCUGAGGCGGUCCCCGUCCUCUCCUAUAUGAUGGCUUUGAUCGUGCUCCUGUCUGCGACUUUCAUCUACCUCUUCGAGGAUCGGCGCAACAUUCCUUCCAUGCCGCACUCCUUAUGGCUGGCUGUGGUCACCAUGACGACGGUGGGCUAUGGCGACUUUUAUCCCACCUCCCUUGGUGGCUACUUGACCGCCGCGUUACUGACUUUCGUCAGUGUGGUCUUCUUGGCGUUGCCGGUGGGAAUCAUUGGCCACGAGUUCAACAAAUCAUGGCAGAGUCGAGCACAUAUGCUCCUCAUGACAAGGGUGCGCAAAUGCCUGAACAAGUGGGGCUUCAAUGCUGGAGACGUCCAGAUCUUGAUCCAAUUUGCAGACACUGACGGGGAUGGCAAGUUGACCCUAUCAGAGUUCGUGGAACUCAUUCGUCAGAUGCGCAUCGGCGUCAGUAGCGAGGCGGCGGCGGAGCUCUUCACCAUGCUGGACACGGACUACAAUGGCUAUGUGGAUGAUGAUGAAUUCCUGCGCAACGUCUUUCCAGACGAGUAUAUCAAGGAAAUACAGCGGGCACAGCGCGAAGCACUGCCGGAAUGCAAGAAACAGAUUGGCUUGGCCCUGGAUCGCUUAGACUCGCUGCGCAGCGGGGUCACCAUCUUUCCUGGACCGAAGGAGAGUUCAUCCUUGACCGAGAUCUCCGAGGAAAGUUUUCCGAGCAAUGGUGCUGGAGAUAAUGAAGAUGGAAGAGACGAUACACUCUUCCAGUCAGGCUUUUGA
Cladocopium goreaui is the source of this 1233-nucleotide messenger RNA. The record is from the annotation of a GenBank genome assembly. Lineage: Eukaryota; Dinophyceae; Suessiales; Symbiodiniaceae.